Prunus dulcis (almond) is the source of this 2233-nucleotide messenger RNA. RefSeq lists its product as uncharacterized. The record is from RefSeq and is a predicted model, not a curated record. The coding region runs from base 257 to 1624 and encodes 455 amino acids. The transcript has 6 exons. Lineage: Eukaryota; Viridiplantae; Streptophyta; Magnoliopsida; Rosales; Rosaceae.
UGCGGGUCCUAUGCCUACGUUGUCUGUAAACAUAAAUAGUCUCAGAGAGAGAGAGAGAGAGAGAGCGCGACUGAAACGUGACUUCUUGACUGCAACUUGAAGCUCAAAAAGAAAAAUCAAUAACUCACGCAUCCUGAGCUAUGCCUAUUCUAUAUACAGAGAGUAGAGACUGAGUAAAAAUGUUACAGAUACAACGCAUUGCAUGAUGUGCACGGAAAAAUUCCCAUUGUAGGUUCCUCAUCAACAGCAAAAUUCUAUGGAUUACGAAAGGAUCCAAAAGCCUCAGGGCGGUGGGGGGUUUUCACCAGGGAAGUUGAGGACUAUGCUACUGGGAGUAGAGAAGAAGAGGAAGGAAAAGGAAGAUCCUGAAUCUAAAUUUGCUUUGAGAUCUCAACCUUCUGACUUUGAUGAAGCUGGGGGUGGCGGUUCUGAUAACUGCAAAGAUGUAGAUGUUGUUAGUGUCCUUCCUGAAUGCUCGACUUCGACUGCUGCUGACUCUGUAGGCUCAGAGAUGCUUAGUGACCGUAGAUUGAAGGAUAACACAUCAGUCAAUUCCAGAGUUAGGAACCAAGAAGACCCUUCUUUAGAUUAUGAUAGUGGGCAUGAUGCUGUGUGUGUGUCCUCAUCCAUAUUUGAGUUUCAGAAGGCAGAGCGUGCCCCACAAAGAGUGCCUCUUGCGCCCUUCUCCAAACCAGCACCAUCCAAAUGGGAUGAUGCACAGAAGUGGAUAGCGAGUCCAACUUGGAACCGCCCAAAGAUGGGGCAGGCUCAAAUGCAGGGUGGGCAAGGAGUUGGAUCGAGAAAGGUGGGUAACUUUGGUUAUGGGAGUCGACAACCGACCACAAAGGUUGUUGUUGAAGUUCCAGAUCAAAAAAUAGCCAUUUUUGAAGAGCCUGAUACGAAACGAAUAGACACAAAUCAAGCUAAGAUGGAAAGUGGGGGGAAGAAGUUUGUUAGUUGGGAGUCUGACCCAUAUCCCAUUGCUGAUUCGUAUGGCAAACCUGUGCUCAUGAUUGAGAACUCUGUUGGAGAGUCAGCAAUCAAUCUUAGUCAGCAUGAUGCUUCUGCAGCCUUGCAUGGAACAACAACAUUUAUUCCUCCCCCUUCAACAGCAAGGUCUGUGUCAAUGAGAGAUAUGGGUACAGAGAUGACACCUAUUGCUAGCCAAGAACCCUCCAGGACUGGAACUCCUGUGGGGGCAACAACACCCAUUCGCAGUCCUACUAAUUCAAGGCCAUCAACUCCUGGCAGAGCUGCACCAGCUUCAUCUCUGAUUGACCAAGAGGCUAACAAGGAGUUGUCUGAAAAGGAGUUACAAAUGAAAACUAGGAGAGAGAUAAUGGCUCUCGGGACACAGCUAGGCAAGAUGAACAUUGCUGCCUGGGCUAGCAAAGAGGAGGAUAAGGAUGCAUCUACGUCAAUGAGAACUGUACCAGCAGAACAACCGGGUAAAAGUGUUAUUGAGACACGUGCAGCAGCUUGGGAGGAGGCUGAGAAAGCCAAGUAUAUAGCUAGGUUCAAACGGGAAGAGUUGAAAAUUCAAGCAUGGGAAAACCAUCAGAAAGCAAAAACAGAAGCCGAGAUGAGGAAGAUUGAGGUCAGCUGGGCGGGACUGAUCAUCUAACAUUGUAAGACUAUAGCCCAAUGUUACCUGGAACAUAAAGACUGACCGUGCUAAACUGCAAGAGGGUGGCUCCUGAUGAAGAAUGCACUCUCUAGAGCUUCAUCCCCUAAAGUCUCAGUGCACUUGCUCAUUGUGGCAUAAUGCAAUGCAGACAUGUGAGAGAUCCUGUUAGGCAGCAGAUACUGUUUUGCCCAACAGCUUUUAUGAGGUGGAAUCAGAAGGCAUGCCCUUCUAAUUUUCUGAUAAAUUAAUUAUUUCAUACUUCAGUUUCUCCUUCUCAUAAGGCAUACAAUCCAUCUUUGCGUUUGAAAAUUGUUCAAGUUUAUUUUUGUAUGGUAGCCAUCUUUCUUUAGGUCUUUGUUGUUGUCAGGACAAAAAAUGGUUGAACGCCAGCCUUCUCACAGGUUGAGUUGCUUGGGCUGUGUUUUACAUAUAUCAUGUUGGUUGGUUAUUUGAUUUGCUCAAAUACUUAAAAAGAGUGUAAAGUAACAGGCUUUCCUCACUAAAUAUAGAAAAUCAUCAGCUUCAAAGACUUGUUAGCUAACUUGAACUUCUAAUCUAUGAAUCCUAUUGGAAAUUAUGCAGUUUCUUGAUACUGACAAUCGUUGC